Neofelis nebulosa (Clouded leopard) is the source of this 2100-nucleotide messenger RNA. RefSeq names its product mitochondrial ribosomal protein L27 (gene MRPL27). The coding region runs from base 1389 to 1907 and encodes 172 amino acids. Gene Ontology annotation, cellular component: ribosome; mitochondrial large ribosomal subunit. Lineage: Eukaryota; Metazoa; Chordata; Mammalia; Carnivora; Felidae. Gene Ontology annotation, biological process: translation. The record is from RefSeq and is a predicted model, not a curated record. The transcript has 4 exons. Gene Ontology annotation, molecular function: structural constituent of ribosome.
UGGAUGGUUUGGGGGAGCACGUGUUCUUCCUUUGCCGGGCGCGCCAGUACAGCUUCCCUGGCGCUUGGUGACUUGGGCACCUCGCUUCCACUCCCUGGUGUAUUUGGAUCCCUUCAUCUAUAAAUACUGUACAUUGGUUCCCCCCCCCCCCCCCCCGCAAUAACCCGCUCGGUCUCUGUGCUAGACUGUGGUUCGGUGUUGGGGAUCUCAGCAGAGAAGAUGAAGACAGUCUCUGUCCCCCGGACGGGUUCUUUCUAGUGGAGAAGCCAAUACAUAAUAAGCACGAACACAAAAUGGUUUUAAAUUGUGACACGUGCUGUUAAGGAAAGCAAAAAUACGUGUGUGGGGGGUGUCUUUUCUGGGCGCGGGGGGUUGGUGAUUAGGGAAGGCCUUUCAGGAGGUGACAUCUAAGUUAAGACCCAAAGCACGAUAGGAGGCCUAGCCCUGUCAGAGAAUGAGGGGCAGGAGAGUGACUCACGCCAGUGUUACAUUUUGAGAAGCAAACAGCUGCUCUUACGUGAAUUUAAAGAGGGUUAAGAGUGGAAAUGAGGAAACCAGAUGGGAAGCUGAAAUGGGAGCCUUGAUGAGAGAGGAUUUCCCCAAGAUGCUAGUGUCAGUGAACUUGGAGGGAAAUGGUGGGUGGUUUUUAAGAUCUGUUUGGGAGAUAGAGCCCAGAGUUUGUUUGCUGGUGAGCUGGAUAUGUGAGAUGAGCCAAGGGAAGCGAUCUGCAAGGUCUUGAUUUCUUCCUGAGCAACUGCAUAGGUAGUCGCAUCAUUUACUUUGAGGUGAAGGAUGGGGAGUAGGCUGAAAGGCAAAGAUUUAGGAAAGAGAAAAUGUAGGUAAAACAAAAGCCCCAUUCUUCAGCUUAAUAAGAGGAUGAAUAAACAAAUAGGUUUAAAGGUAGAUAGAUCCCGGUGCUGGGUAUUAUAACAUGUCUUUCUGAGUAUUUAUAUCUGGUCCUUUGCCCCAGCUACUCUCUGUGCUCGUUAAAACUUCAGAAACCUGGUUUCAGGAGCACUGAACUUGAAGGCUCCGGGGACUCACAAGACUUCUCUAAAGACUCUGGCAUAGCCCUGGCUGUGUCCGGAGACCUGAGAGCAAGGACUGCCAGCCCUGUGCUUGUCAUAUAGCAAGGGGCUUCUAGCUUGGUUAGUGUGAAUUUUAGUUCACUUCCUUUUGCAAAAGUAAAUGCCGUUGAGCAUUUCGGAAUGCGUAUGGGGAGGUCAGGUUGUCAAGGGCAGGGUGUCAGUCUUGGCUAGGACCUGUGCUGGAUAGGCUUGCCCAAGAGAAUCUAGCCUUCUGAAAUGGCUGGGAGCCUGUAGGAGCCACCCUCAGAGAAGCUGCCCUUUUUUUUGUUUACAUGUAUCUGGUGUGCAGUAGAUGGGUGGAUGGCUGAGAAAGUGGUGGGUGAGGCCAAAGCAGGACCCUCUGUCUGGGUGUCCUGUUGCUGGGCCCUGUGGUCUGGCCCCUCCACAGUGCCUGGAGCUUUGACGACAUGUGUUACAACCCUGCUGGGCCCCCCUCAGACUGCGUCUCUUGCCGUCAGACAUGCAUCCAAGAAGACAGGCGGCAGCUCCAAAAACCUGGGUGGAAAGUCACCAGGCAAACGCUUUGGCCUCAAGAAAAUGGAGGAUCACUACGUUCAUGCCGGCAACAUCCUUGCGACUCAGCGCCACUUCCGUUGGCACCCGGGCGCCCAUGUGGGGCUGGGGAAGAAGAAGUACCUCUAUGCCCUGGAGGAGGGGAUAGUCCGCUACACUAAGGAGGUCUAUGUGCCCAGUCCCAGCAAUGCGGAGGCUGUGGACCUGGUCACCAGGCUGCCCAAGGGUGCUGUGCUCUAUAAGACUUUUGUCCAUGUGGUUCCUACCAAGCCUGAGGGCACCUUCAAACUGGUGGCUAUGCUUUGAACUCCUGGUCGAGGCCGCUGGACAGAGACUGGAGCCCAGGUGACAGGAGAGGAUGGCAGCGGCAGAAGUCAAGGGUUGGCACGACAAGGUCUGCUGAGGACGUCUGUUUGGUGGUGAUUGCAGAAGACUCUGAAGUGACUGGCUUUUGGGAGACCUGACCUGGGGCCAGAAAUAAAGUGUGCUGGAGUCAUGA